UCCGCCCUGUCUCCCCUCCUCCACGUGACCGAGGGGGUGCGCGAGUUCCCGGUGGUGGCCGCGCGCUCCGCAGCUCUGCAGCCCUCGUGCCCCUCACGAUGGCGGGCAUCCUGUUCGAGGAUAUUUUUGACGUGAAAGACAUUGACCCAGAAGGCAAGAAAUUUGACCGAGUAUCUCGGCUGCACUGUGAGAGUGAAUCUUUCAAGAUGGACCUCAUCCUAGACGUAAACAUUCAGAUUUACCCCGUAGACUUAGGUGACAAGUUCCGAUUGGUCAUAGCCAGCACUUUGUAUGAAGAUGGUACCUUGGAUGAUGGUGAAUACAAUCCCACAGAUGACAGGCCUUCCAGGGCUGACCAGUUUGAGUAUGUAAUGUAUGGGAAAGUGUACAGAAUUGAGGGGGAUGAGACCUCAACGGAAGCAGCCACGCGCCUCUCUGCAUAUGUGUCCUACGGGGGCCUGCUCAUGCGGCUUCAGGGUGAUGCCAACAAUCUGCACGGAUUUGAGGUGGAUUCCAGAGUCUACCUGCUGAUGAAGAAGCUGGCGUUCUGAACCUCGUGGGAAACCUGAGCUGAAGCUGGCGGUGUUCGCCUGUGAAGGGGACUGGGCUGGGUGUCCACUGUGGGUACAUCUUCAGUGUGUCUGAAUUCAACGGAAAACUGACGUGUCUGUGGAAGACCACCUGGGAGAGCUUAGCAUGAAUCUGAAGUUGUGUGUGAUUUUUUUUAUUUUUAAAUUAAAGUUUACUUUUUCA
Messenger RNA from Peromyscus eremicus (cactus mouse), 753 nucleotides. It is a transcript of the gene Polr2h, whose product is annotated as RNA polymerase II, I and III subunit H. The transcript is spliced from 5 exons. Gene Ontology annotation, molecular function: DNA-directed RNA polymerase activity. Gene Ontology annotation, biological process: DNA-templated transcription. Lineage: Eukaryota; Metazoa; Chordata; Mammalia; Rodentia; Cricetidae. The record is from RefSeq and is a predicted model, not a curated record. The coding region runs from base 99 to 551 and encodes 150 amino acids. Gene Ontology annotation, cellular component: RNA polymerase III complex; RNA polymerase II, core complex; RNA polymerase I complex.